Messenger RNA from Pipistrellus kuhlii (Kuhl's pipistrelle), 932 nucleotides. Its product is annotated as small proline-rich protein 3. The record is from RefSeq and is a predicted model, not a curated record. The coding region runs from base 164 to 601 and encodes 145 amino acids. The transcript is spliced from 2 exons. NCBI's taxonomy places the organism in Eukaryota, Metazoa, Chordata, Mammalia, Chiroptera, Vespertilionidae.
AAAAGCUGGAAUAAAGGUAGAGAAGUCCAAAAACAGGUCUACUUCCUUAAGGCAAGGCUCAUACUCUGUAUAAAAAUACUAGCUGGCCAGAGACUCCCCACCAGACCCAAGAGGCCAGACAGCUUGAACUUUUCUCUGCACCAGGUCCAGCCUCCUUUGAACCAUGAGUUCCUACCAGCAGAAGCAGCCCUCCAACCCACCUCCCCAGCUUCAACAGCAGCAGGUGAAACAGCCCUCCCAGCCUCCACCUCAAGAAACAUUUGUUCCUAUAACCAAGGAGCCAUUCCCCACCAAGGUUCCACAACCUGGCCCCACCAAGGUUCCAGAGCCACACUACCCCCAGCAUCCUCAACCUGGCCCAACCAAGGUUCCAGAGCCACACUACCCCCAGCAUCCUCAACCAGGCCAAACCAAAGUUCCAGAGCCAUACUACCCUCAGCAUCCUCAACCAGGCAACCCUGUGUUUCCUGAGAAGGGUCACACCAAGCUUCCUGAGCAAGUCCACCCUAAAGUCCCUCAGCCUGGCCAGCAGAAGAACCCUGAGCCAGUUCCUUCAAAGGUUAUCCCUGGCCCAGCCCACCAGAAGACCAAGCAGAAGUAAUGUGGACCACGGUCGUGCCCUUGAGGAGUUGAUCGCCAGAUGCUGAAUACCUUCUUUCCUUCUGCUUCUGUGUCUUGAUUAUCUGUAGACCUUGUAAUCAGUAUGUUCUCACCACCAGUCAGACUCUUUCUCUAAUUUGCAUCCUAAAAAAAAUAUUUGCUAUGAGACUUUUCCUUGCACACUCUGAAGAGUCCUCUGAGCCUCUGGAUUAUGCAGAAGGCCUGAGUGGCUCUGCUGGUCCUAAGUUGCUCAGGGCUCAUCUGAAAAGUCAGUCUGGAUGAAGAACGAUGCCUGUUUCCUGAUCUGUGCAUAUUAAAGCAUUUUAAUCCCA